AUGCUCGAAAGCUGUUCGAAAGUCAUCGUGAUCGAGGAUUGUGAUGUCCUCACGUUCAAGGCCUUCCUGCAGUUCAUCUACACCGAUUGCCUGCCGGAUGCAGGGAACCUCCUUUGGAGCGCCACCUCAAGGAAUUCGGGGAAUGAGAGUGGUGGCCUGCAGCUGUCGCAGAGUCAGGCGCUCUUGGCCGUGAGUCACAAGUAUCAGGUCAAGAGGCUUCAGCUGUGGUGCGAGGCCAUGCUUGCCAAGGAAAUCAGUAUUGAAGAGGUCUGUGGCAUCCUCUGCCAAGCGCCUCUGCUUCAGGCGAAGCAGCUCGAAAGGGCUUGUCUCUCGUUCAUCAAACAGCACGCAGGCCAGGUGCUCACCCUGCCGGCCUACGCUGAUUUGGUCAAGAAGUGGCCUCAGAUCGGGGUAAAGGUCAGCCUGUUCUCGUCGGGCGUGUCGGAAGCAGAGGCACUGGCUGCCGUAGAUGCCUUGUAA
Symbiodinium sp. CCMP2456 is the source of this 480-nucleotide messenger RNA. The record is from the annotation of a GenBank genome assembly. NCBI's taxonomy places the organism in Eukaryota, Dinophyceae, Suessiales, Symbiodiniaceae.